CGUCCCCGCUGCCUCCUCGCUCCUCCCGCUUCCCCGCGCCCCCCCCCGCGCUCCCGUGCGCGCGCACCCGCUUGCCUGCUUCCAGCCGCCGCAGCUGCCCGCGCCAUGGCGAUCUGCUUCUGGCUGCGGAGCUGCGGAGCCCCGCGCCUCCGGCCACCUCCUCCCAGCCGCCUCCUCUGCCCCCGCGCUGGCGGCUCGGGGCCCGCCUCGGGGACCGCGCCCAGCCCGGCUCAGCUCCGCUGCUACGCCGGGGGCCCGGCGGGCCUGUCCGCGGCGCUGCUGCGCACCGACAGCUUCGUGGGCGGCCGCUGGCUCCCGGCCGCCGCCACUUUCCCGGUGCACGACCCGGCCAGCGGCGCCGCGCUGGGCAUGGUGGCCGAUUGCGGGGUGCCAGAGGCCCGCGCCGCCGUGCGCGCCGCCUACGAGGCUUUCUGCAGCUGGAGGGCGGUCUCGGCCAAGGAAAGGAGUUCAUUACUGAGGAAAUGGUAUGAGUUAAUGAUACAAAAUAAGGAUGACCUUGCCAAGAUAAUCACAGCUGAAAAUGGAAAGCCACUGAAGGAAGCACAGUCAGAAAUUCUCUAUUCCGCCCUUUUCCUAGAGUGGUUUUCAGAGGAAGCGCGCCGCAUUUACGGAGACAUUAUCUAUACCUCGGCAAAGGACAAGCGGGCCCUGGUCCUCAAGCAGCCUAUAGGUGUGGCUGCGAUCAUUACCCCGUGGAAUUUCCCCAGCGCCAUGAUCACCCGGAAGGUAGGGGCCGCCCUGGCAGCCGGCUGCACCGUGGUCGUCAAACCUGCAGAAGACACGCCCUGCUCGGCCCUGGCCCUGGCCGAGCUCGCAAACCAGGCCGGAAUUCCUCCAGGUGUAUACAAUGUUAUUCCCUGCUCUCGAAAGAAAGCCAAGGAAGUUGGAGAAGCACUUUGUACUGAUCCUCUGGUGCCCAAAAUUUCCUUUACUGGCUCAACAGCUACAGGAAAGAUCCUGUUGCACCAUGCGGCAAACUCUGUGAAAAAGGUCUCCCUGGAGCUGGGUGGUCUUGCUCCAUUCAUAGUGUUUGACAGUGCCAACGUGGACCAGGCUGUAGCAGGGGCCAUGGCAUCUAAAUUUAGGAACUCUGGGCAGACGUGUGUUUGUGCAAACCGAUUCUUGGUGCAAAGGGGUAUCCAUGAUUCCUUUGUAAAAGAAUUUGCUGCAGCAAUGAAGAAGAGCCUGCGUGUGGGUAAUGGAUUUGAGGAGGGAACUACUCAAGGCCCAUUAAUUAAUGAAAAGGCAGUAGAAAAGGUGGAGAAACACGUGAGUGACGCAGUUUCCAAAGGGGCCACGGUUGUGACAGGCGGAAAGCGACACCAACUUGGAAAAAAUUUCUUUGAGCCCACCCUGCUCAGCAAUGUCACCCAGGACAUGCUUUGCUCUCAUGAGGAGACUUUUGGGCCUCUGGCACCAGUGAUCAAAUUCGAUACAGAGGAGGAGGCUGUCGCCAUCGCUAAUGCAACUGACGUUGGGUUAGCAGGUUAUUUUUACUCUCAAGACCCAGCCCAGAUCUGGAGAGUGGCCGAGCAGCUGGAAGUUGGCAUGGUUGGCGUCAACGAAGGAUUGAUUUCCUCGGUGGAGUGCCCUUUUGGUGGAGUGAAGCAGUCUGGCCUUGGGCGAGAGGGGUCCAAGUAUGGCAUCGAUGAGUAUCUGGAACUCAAGUAUGUGUGUUUCGGAGGCUUAUAGGAUUCUCCAGUUCCUUAAAGAGAUGAAAAACAGGAGGCUUACCGACAUAUAUGAGGACAUGCUAUUCGUUAUUUUAAAUAGACUAAUAGGUUAUUGGAAUUGUGAAUUUUUCAGAACUCAUCCAGUCCCCAUAAUCCUACCCCACCCCUCACCUAACUAGGGACCACCUAACUACAUGCCUGUGGCUGUGGGUUCCAGGAGAGCUGGCACUGGGUUUACAGAAUGAAUCCCUUGGCACGCACAGUCCUGGCUGCCUCGGAGCAAAGCACACUGAGGCAGGCCGGGCCCUUUGCACCAUCACAAACUCUCAGUCACUGCCUGGCCAGUGGCACAACCAUCCCCCACGUGGCUGUGGAAUGAGGGCCCAGAGCACUUCACAGGUGACCCCUGACUGUGACUGACAGGCAGCUCGAGGGUCACAGCACCCCCUUCCCUGGCAUCUGCCAGCUCAGGACUGAAGACACUGUGUAUUCAGAGGUUGAAUUAAUGACUUUUUUCCAAAGACUUUUGAAAUAGCACAGAACUGCCUGUGCUUCUGUGAGGAAUGAAGGUGCACCUCUUCAGCUGUUUUUGGACCAUUUCUUAAAGUGAAGUCUUCACUAUCCUAAACUUACCCCUUAAAAGGUUAUAUUUUCAUUUCUGUCCUACUCACCACUUCAUUUUGUUUCCUUUAGGAGAUGAGCUGAAAUUAAAGGAAAAACUAGCAGAGGCAGCUCGGUAGGAUGGAAGGCUGGCCUGGCUUGGCCUGGCUCCCUCAGUGGGUGGCCUUGUGCCGUGGACAUGCAUUUAGCACCUCCCAGCCCAGGGUCCUGUGCAGAGCGGAGGUUCUGUGCAGGCCUUACUUAGCUUGAUGGGAUAUUGUGAGCCUGACAGAAAGUGAAACUACUUUGCAAAGAAAUGCCAAUUCGGAGUAAGCGCAGGAGCCAUCCUCAUGAGCAGCCCCACUCAGCCUUCCCUUGUGCACUGGUAGCAGCUUUGCCAAAGUGAGGGGAGGCCCUGCCCGUCUGCCCACCCUGCUGGCCUGAGGGAGUGGCUGCCACAUGCAGCCUGCUCUUGCUGUCCUGCUGUAGUGCUGCUCCUUCCCCUGCAAAUGAGCAAAAGCACUUUCACUACAGUCCUCUCCAAAGGGAAAAAGAUUUCCAUAAUUGCCAAUUCACCUUGUGGAAGAGACUUGAGACCUUGAAUUUCAGGCACCUUUUAUCUAACAAAUUUUUACAGUUUAUCAUUCAAAUAACACAAAAAACAAACAACUCCUCUGACUGGUGUUGCCUCUCACUUUGAAAGAAGAACUCCAAUUAAGAAAAUUCUAGGCUCUUCUAGACAGGCCUCCCAUGCACAUAGGAAUAAAGGCUGUCCCGGGCCAAAUAGGUGGAAAUGAAGCGCCUUCCUCUCCCCGCCUCUCUGUGUGUAGACUCCACUCACAUUCUGUGGGUACAACCGGUAGUGGAAGGAAAAUAUGGAUGACAAUAGUGCUGGGUGCAAUUACUCCUGAACCACCCAGGACUUAGCAUCCCCCACUGAGCCACUAGGGAACCAUGGUGAGUAACUAACAGUCUGGAAGGUCCCUGUGUGCACAAGGGUGGCCUCCAGUCCUGGGGCUUCCUCGCCUCUGGCCUGGAUUAUACCAGCCGGACCCCAAACCCCUCAAGAGAAGAAAGAGCUAAAAUCUGCCUCCUGGUGACAGUGCCCAGGCCCUGUCAAGAGUCACAUACUGAGCAUUUUGACAGUUAAUUUCUACUCUUUAGUUGUAUAGUUUUUAGGUGGUUUAUAUAACAUUUGAAUUACUUAAGGUUUAGGUAUACACAUCUUUUUUCUAUUAAGAAUACAAAUGCUCCCACAUUAUUUUUUGGAACCCUGAAUUACUGAUGCUGAGAUGUGUGGAGGAAUACUUUCAGAUACAUUUUUAACUUCAUAAGCCAAUGGAUUCCUUGGCUGGGUGGCAAAUUUUGAGUUUUCUUGCAUAGUUGGCUCACUAGGUACCUAAAUUGAGGGCCAGAGACUCAUUGUAAUAAUCUUGGUCAAUUUUUCAAUUAAAAUUAUUUAAAAAGGAAACAGAUAUUGUUUAGUAAAAUGGUUCUGGGUUGCAUGAAGAAAGACAGGUGUUUUUAAUUGAACAUUUUUUGUUGUUAUUUUUUAAUAAGGUAAUCAUAUAUGAAGAUGAGCUUUUUCAAAAAAAGUAUAUUUUACAACAGGAAAUAGAAAAGGAACAUUAGACCAGGGUUUGGUAAAUCUGGCCUGCCACCUGUUUUUGUAGAACCCAUGAGCUGAGAAUGGUUUUUAUAUUUUUUAAUGGUUGGGGCAAAAAUCAAGAGAAGAACAAUAUUUCAUGACACGUGAAUAUUAUAUGAAAUUAAAAUUUCAGUGUCCAUAAAUAAUAUUGCAACAUAGCACACCCACUCAUUUAUGACAUGGUCAGUGACUGCUUUCUUGGCAAAGUGGAAUAGUUGGGACACAGACAGUAUAGCCUGCAAAUCCUAAAAUAUUUAUGAUUUGGCUCCUUAAGGAAAAAGUUUGCCAGCCCCUGAUCUAGACCAAAAGGGAGAUAUUGACCUUCCCAUGUUUGUCAGGCAUUAUUUCAUUUUAUUUAACACCCCCUGUGAAGAAAUUACUUUGCUAGGCAUUGCUACCGUGAGCUCUCAGCAGGAACGUGGCAGCAAUUAUAACUCAAAUGAAAUUACCCAGAUAACGAGAGUCUACUGGCCUUGAAAAAAAUACUUCUCCAUUUACAUCCUUCAGCUACACAGGGAUUCUCAUUUAAAGAGCUGAUCUGCAUCUGUUAUUGUCAUCCGUUUGAGUGGCUUUUAAAUAGGAUUUUAUGUCAAGUGAUGUCUCCUUCCCAUGUCUGCCUUUGUGCUUAACGGAGAGACUCAGUGAAAAUAAAGCUCAGAAGCAAAUGUAAACAAAUCUAUGUUAUUGUUAACUUCAAUUAUGAACUUGAAACUGUGCCACGUGAUGUUUUUUCUCUGAAGACUGGAUCCCAGUGUUUUAAUUACCCAUGUGCAGCUAUCUUAAAUAGCUUUUUACUUGAAUAAUAUUUAUGCUGUGAUUGUUUCAUGCUGUACUUUGUGGGAUAAAACUUGGGAAUAAGAGUAGUGAGAAAUGUGUGAAUGUUUUGCUUUUUAAACGUGGACAUGGCUCAUUUUUCUAGUUUUUGACAAUUGUGUGUUUCAGUUUCUAGUCAGCAGAUAGAGCUGUGUGUGUGAUUAAUAAAUGUUGAAUUAACA
Lemur catta (Ring-tailed lemur) is the source of this 4937-nucleotide messenger RNA. RefSeq names its product aldehyde dehydrogenase 5 family member A1 (gene ALDH5A1). The transcript has 10 exons. The record is from RefSeq and is a predicted model, not a curated record. Lineage: Eukaryota; Metazoa; Chordata; Mammalia; Primates; Lemuridae. Bases 106 to 1713 code for a protein of 535 amino acids. Gene Ontology annotation, biological process: GABA catabolic process. Gene Ontology annotation, molecular function: succinate-semialdehyde dehydrogenase (NAD+) activity.